Scaptodrosophila lebanonensis is the source of this 688-nucleotide messenger RNA. Its product is annotated as keratin-associated protein 21-1. Bases 15 to 476 code for a protein of 153 amino acids. The transcript has a single exon. NCBI's taxonomy places the organism in Eukaryota, Metazoa, Arthropoda, Insecta, Diptera, Drosophilidae. The record is from RefSeq and is a predicted model, not a curated record.
ACAGAAACCAGGGCAUGGCUACAGGCUCGGGCGCUGGAGGCCGUGGCUCCCCACCCUGUGGCCCCAAGCCCUGUGGCCGCGACCUCUGCCCAAAAUCGUCGAUGCGAGAUCCAAAUAAGUCACAGCAGAAUCGGCAGCAACCGACAGACUCCAGCCAAUUCGCACGCCUCGGAGAUCCAUACGGAGAUGGCAAAGGUUACGGCAAAGGUUAUGGCAAAGGCUACGGCAAAGACCAGGAUGAUGACGACGGCGAAGGCUACGGUCAGGGAAAUGAUCAAGGAUACGGUCAAGGGUACGGCCAGGGCCAGGGCCAGGGCCAAGGCGAAGGACAAGGUCAAGGUCGAGGCAAAGGAGAACCUAAGGGAUUUGGUGGAUUCAACGAAGGCACCGGCUCUCUGUGCCUUGCUAUUUUGCUCUUUUGCUGUGGAGUUUACUUGACCAAGAAGAUGGCGACGGUGGCCAGUGAGCUCGGCUAAUUUUCCCAAUUGCAUUUGGAGCGAGAGCGAGUUUUGUUUUGUUUAUUGAGAGUCAUGUCCUUUAUACACUCACCCAAUAACACAGACACCACACUACACAGAAGCACGCGCUGAAUACACACUUACAUAUGUAUGUAUUGCCCCAUAAUAGGCUUUUUAGUUAACGUUCGGAAGCAAUGCGAAAAUUUUAAUUAAAAAUUGCGAAAGUUGAA